AUGAAUUCUACAAGUGAAACUCAACCUUCAAACACAGCAGUGGUUGUCUUACGGACGAUAUUCAUCGCUUCUAAUGGUUUAGCAAUCGUCAUCGCCAACACUCUGAAUAUAGUCGUAGUUGGACGGGCACGGAUCGGCUCUGAGCCCGCACGAGUUUUCAUCGUGUCCCUCGCCUUGGCUGAUAUCCUCGUGGGUGCUUUGGCGUUCACUAGCACCCUGCCGUCUGGUUAUGACGGGUUCCCGUUUAGCGAUGCCUUGUGCCGAAUAACAGGGUCGGUAUUCGCAGUUGGGCUGCUGCUUAGCGUCUUCUUCUUGGUCAAUAUAAGUGUGGAUCGCUUCGUUGCUAUAACCAUACCACUAAGGUACGAGGUUCUCAUAACACGCAAACGAGCAAUCAUAACAGUGUGUGUUGCAUGGGUCGCCAUUUCUGGUAUUAUCUUGGUAACUACUUUACUUACGGACGUUAUGAAGUACAACCAUGCUACAUUCUUCUGUGAGCCUUCUUUUGAAGAUCCAAGUUUUCCUCUGUCUUUGUUUAUAUUGAUCAUGUGGUGGAUAAUAAACGGGGAUCUGAUCAUGGUGCUGAUAUACGGGCAACUUUUCCGAGUGGCUCAUCGCCACUCCAAGCGCAUCGCAGCUCAGGGUGCCGCAGUGGAGUUCGCCAACCGACAGAGACCGCAACGGUGGAGCUUCGUUGCACGGACGGACAUGAAAGCCGUACGGAUGUGCCUUGCUGUUACCCUCGCCUUCAACUGUGCAUGGAUUCCCACUCUGUGCCUGGACUUUUACAAGUUCAUAAAGAAAGAGAAUGCGGCUCCUGGGGUCGAGUUUGCCGUCACCUGGUUAUCGCUGUCCAAUAGUUGGUGGAACUUUCUCAUAUACAGCUGUAUGAACAAACAGUUUCGGGAUGCCGCAAAGCAGAUUGGUGAGCGCCUCUUGGCAAAGUGUAGAUGGGGUAAGACGCGCCGCCAGACGGUAGAGCUGAGACCUCAAAAUGUGGACAACGGGCAAGCUGAAGAAAACAGCCGUCCUGGGGAUGAUAUUUCAUAUUGA
This is a messenger RNA of Asterias rubens (European starfish), 1053 nucleotides long. RefSeq names its product histamine H2 receptor-like. Gene Ontology annotation, biological process: G protein-coupled receptor signaling pathway. The transcript has a single exon. Gene Ontology annotation, molecular function: G protein-coupled receptor activity. The record is from RefSeq and is a predicted model, not a curated record. Lineage: Eukaryota; Metazoa; Echinodermata; Asteroidea; Forcipulatida; Asteriidae. Gene Ontology annotation, cellular component: membrane. Bases 1 to 1053 code for a protein of 350 amino acids.